AUGCCAUCCCUAUCCCCUACAAUGGAGACGGGGUCGCUCUCGUCCUGGCUCAAGAAAGAAGGCGACCAAGUCUCUGCGGGGGACGUGCUGUGCCAAGUGGAGACGGACAAGGCCGUGGUGGACUAUGAGGUGCAGGAUGACGCUGUCGUGGCCAAGAUCGUGUGCCCCGAGGGAACUGCUGACCUCCCCAUUGGUGCCUUGCUGGCCUACACGGUCGAGGACAUGGAGACGUACCAGAGUCUGGUAACCAGCGGAGCGCUGGCCAAUUUACCGACCGAGACGUCGACUCGGGUGGACGUCCCAGUUGAUGUCCCAGUUGCUGCUGCUGCACCGGUGGCGUCAAAAGAGCCAGAAAGCGGUCGGGUCCCGCUUAUCAGGUUCUUGGGCAAGCGCUCGCUUCUUCCCGAGUUUUCCCAUUCGGUUCUGGAGGAAAAAGUGGCACCGGUAGCUGCUCCCAUGCAGUCGGUAGCAGAAGUGCAACCUGCUACCGAAGACGCUGCUGAGUUUGAGGACUUGCCGCUGAGCAAUAUGCGCAAAAUCAUUGCCAAGCGCCUCACCGCGUCGAAGCGCGACGUGCCGCAUAGCUACAUGAGCAUUGAUUGCGAAAUUGACCACGUGUUGAAGCUGCGCAAGCAGCUGAAGAGCAAACAUGACGUCAAGGUGGGGAUGAACGACUUUAUUCUAAAGGCUGUGGCGCUCGCGCUGCGUGACGUGCCUGAAGCCAACUGCUUUUUUGAUGACAAGACGCAGAGCGUGCAACCGAAUUCGUCAGUGGAUGUGUCGGUGGCUGUGGCCACUGCCUCGGGUCUUAUCACUCCUAUUGUGCCCAAGGUAGACAGUCUGGGACUGAGCGGUGUCAACCGCAUAUUUAUGGAGCUUGUGUCGCGUGCUCGCCAGAACAAGCUGAAGCCGGAGGAGUUCCAGGGAGGAUCAUUCACGGUGUCGAACCUUGGCAGCUUUGGCAUUGACCAGUUCCGGGCAGUGAUUAAUCCGCCACAGGCAUGCAUUCUGGCCAUCGGUGGUGGCCGCCGAGAAGUGCUACCGCCUCUUGAUAUUGUGGAGAGCGUAAGCCACGAGCCGCGUAUUGCUACACUCAUGAAUGUGACACUGUCGUCGGACCGUCGUGUAGUGGAUGGGGUUAUUGCCGGCCAGUUUCUGCAGGUGUUCAAGAGCUACAUAGAGAGCCCCGAGCUUAUGGUUUUGUAA
Peronospora matthiolae is the source of this 1206-nucleotide messenger RNA. The record is from the annotation of a GenBank genome assembly. NCBI's taxonomy places the organism in Eukaryota, Oomycota, Peronosporomycetes, Peronosporales, Peronosporaceae.